AUGCCGAAAGAUUUCAAAAGAAGUACCCGCCAUCACUGCCCCUUGAAGAACGGGAGCAAGGGCAACUGUCGUCGUCUGAAUGGCUACUGCUCAGCCCAUCAGAUCAAGUGUAUGCAGCACUCAACGAUCCACCUCCGGGGCGAGCCCUGCAUGGAUUGUCAGAGAGAAGCACAACGGAUGGCAGAAGAAGCAGCUAACGCUUCCGCGGAUACAAAGGACGAGAGCAAGUCCAAGAACAAGAAAGUAAAGAAGUAA
Messenger RNA from Daldinia vernicosa, 255 nucleotides. RefSeq lists its product as uncharacterized. The record is from RefSeq and is a predicted model, not a curated record. The transcript has 2 exons. Bases 1 to 255 code for a protein of 84 amino acids. Lineage: Eukaryota; Fungi; Ascomycota; Sordariomycetes; Xylariales; Hypoxylaceae.